Molecule: messenger RNA, 1582 nt
Organism: Ipomoea nil (Japanese morning glory)
Lineage: Eukaryota; Viridiplantae; Streptophyta; Magnoliopsida; Solanales; Convolvulaceae
Exons: 11
Coding region: 51-1091 (346 amino acids)
Source: RefSeq, a predicted model, not a curated record
AGAAGUCAAAUUAUAAUGCUAAACUUAAGCAUAGAAAGCCGCAGCAGCAGAUGUUGGAGGCUGCUCAGGAGAUUGCCAUUUAUAUUCAUCGGUUUCACAAUCUUGACCUGUUCCAGCAAGGAUGGUAUCAGAUUAAGAUUACAAUGAGAUGGGAGGAUGGCAUUUCUGAUUCAGUUGGAACUCCAUCACGAGUUGUUCAGUAUGAAGCUCCUGACUCCAGUUCUGAUAAUGUAUAUGGAGUGUGGAGGAUUGAUGACAAAGACCACAGUUUCUACACACCACCUUUCAGAAUAAGAUAUGCAAGGCAGGAUAUCCUUCUCUUAUUGAUGGUCUCUUUCAACUUAUCUCUUGCCGAAUAUGAGGGACCAUCUUCAUCUGCCGUUAUUCUGAAAUUUGAGCUCUUGUAUGCGCCUGUGUCGGAGAACAGGUGUGAUUUGCAGGGCUCAUUAGACAUAUGUCCCACUGCAGUCCAUGAAUUUCGAAUUCCUCCUAAGGCUCUUCUUGGACUCCAUUCUUAUUGCCCUGUUCAUUUUGAUGCUUUCCAUGCUGUACUCGUUGAUGUAAGUGUACACAUCUGCCUAUUGCGAAGUGGUUUGCACACCUCCUCAUCAAACGGGCCAAGCGGUUCUUGCAAGAAUAAUGUUGCAGUUGAAGACUAUGAUAAGUCAAAGCAAGCAAUACUUGUUAAAGGAUUUUUGAAUGCUCGUGACAUACUUCUUGAAGAGCUACAAAAAAUCAGCAAGGCUAUUAAUCAGGCUAUCAAUGUAAAUGAUUUUGCUUCUAAACAUGAGGUUAAAGAAUUGUUAAGUUUCCCCACAGAUGCAGAUUCAGCAAUAGAUGCGAAUGCAGUUUCAGGACAGGCUCAAAGCAAAAGGCAGCAUGUUUCUAAGAAACCAAACAACAUAUCUGAAGAAGUCCUGCAUUCUCUACCUACUGAGGAACUGCUCAGCCUGUUUAUUUGCUUUGGCAAUCAAGUUGUUUACUUAUGGGGUGUAUUUCAGAAGUUUCACAGGGCUCACAAAACAUCAAUUCUGGAUUUCCUUAGAGAACAAUGGCUAUUGAUCGAAGAACAGAAUGGUCAAUAUGGAUGAUCUAUUCUAAUGUUGAGAUGCCACACCAAUACAUAAGUAGUGAUGUUGAUAAAUCGUUUUACCUUCGUACUCAUGGAAGAGCACGUGUUCUGAAGAAGCUUACUGAAGAUCCUGCUCAUGCUGCAGCUAUGCGUGCUGAUCUUCACCGGCGGAGUAUAGCACAAAUGAGAAUUAAUCAUUCUUCGAUUCAAGACAUGCACAUAUUUGGAGAUCCAUCACGCAUUCCAAUUGUGACUGUAGAACGUGUUAUAAAUGCACCAUUGCGCACAACAAGUGUUUUUCAUAUUUCAUUCAUAGGGAGGCAAAGGAUACUAACAUCGCAGAUUCUGGGUUUGGCUCUAAAGCUAUAAAUAAAUUAACUGAUGGAAGCCCAAGGCAAAAUGCUCGUGUUCUAAAAGUUGUUGUCUUCGUCCAUGGAUUUCAGGCAAUGGAUAUCAUCUUAUUGUGCAUUACAUUUUUGGAUUUUGUAUUCUUUAACCUGUUUUCUGCAA